Messenger RNA from Paraglomus occultum, 255 nucleotides. NCBI's taxonomy places the organism in Eukaryota, Fungi, Glomeromycota, Glomeromycetes, Paraglomerales, Paraglomeraceae. The record is from the annotation of a GenBank genome assembly.
AUGCAACUCCUUCUCCGCCGGGAACAGCAAACCAGGCCACCAAAAUAUCUCAGUUCUAUAAAGGAAGAAGAUGAUGCAAAACUUUUUGAUCGUCAGACAUCAGACUCGUUCCAAGAAGCUGUGGAGCCUGUUACCAAAUUGGGCGAAAGGGAGCAGACCGAUGAAAUGUACAUUAAAGAUCUGGAACGUAAAUUGGAAUCCCAUGCAGAUGAACAAAAGAAAGACCAGAAUACAAUUACGGAUUUGCGAGCAUAG